GGGCUGCAUCCGCCGCGGCGUCUCCAUGGCACGACCCUGGCCUCCGACUUCAACGACUUCAUAAGGAGACGUUUCUGGGCGCAACCGUGUCGCUCCUGGACAGUUGCUGUGCGACUUGGACAGUAGAGGAGCGCCUCCCAAGUUUUCAUCCAACUGCCACCCCCAAAGCGUCCACCCUCCUCCCCUCAGAGAGGACGUUUGAUGCCGGGCCCCUGAGAUUCUCAUUGACAAGCCCCUCUGGGUCCCCCUGAGCAGAGCCUGCUGACCCAAUUGCCCACCUUUGCGGCUUUGAUGCCUAGCCAUGUCUGCCUCAUCCUCAGGCGGCUCCCCCAGGUUUCCAUCGUGUGGGAAGAACGGAGUAACGAGUCUCACGCAGAAAAAGGUCUUGAGGACACCUUGUGGCGCACCCAGUGUGACUGUGACGAAGCGAACCAUGAAGGACCGCUCUUCAACUCCCCCCUUACAUGUUCACGUGGAUGAGAACACCCCUGUCCACGUCCACAUAAAAAAACUCCCGAAAGCGUCAGCGACCAACAGCCAGAAAUCUCAUAAGCGCGGAAUGAAAGGGGACACCGUGAAUGUGCGGCGGAGUGUCCGGGUGAAAACCAAGGUACCUUGGAUGCCCCCUGGAAAAUCAUCCGCCCGGCAUGUGGGAUGCAAGUGGGAGAAUCCACCUCACUGUCUGGAGGUCACACCACCAUCUUCAGAAAAGCUGGUCUCAGUGAUGCGGUUAAGUGACCUCUCUACAGAAGAUGACGACUCGGGUCAUUGUAAAAUGAACCGUUAUGAUAAGAAGAUCGACAGUCUAAUGAACGCGGUUGGUUGUCUCAAGUCUGAGGUCAAGAUGCAGAAGGGAGAGCGCCAGAUGGCCAAAAGAUUCCUGGAGGAACGGAAGGAGGAGCUGGAGGAGGUGGCCCAAGAGCUGGCUGAGACCGAGCACGAGAACACGGUGCUACGGCACAACAUCGAGCGCAUCAAGGAGGAGAAGGACUUUACCAUGCUUCAGAAGAAACACCUCCAGCAGGAGAAGGAGUGCCUCAUGUCCAAGCUGGUGGAGGCUGAAAUGGAUGGGGCCGCCGCCGCCAAACAAGUCAUGGCCCUGAAGGACACCAUCGGGAAGCUGAAGACGGAGAAACAAAUGACCUGCACGGACAUCAACACCCUAACGAGGCAGAAGGAACUUCUCCUGCAGAAGCUGAGCACAUUUGAGGAGACCAACCGCACCCUCCGAGAACUGCUAAGGGAACAGCACUGCAAAGAGGAUUCUGAAAGGCUGAUGGAGCAACAAGGAGCACUGUUGAAACGGCUGGCGGAGGCAGACUCCGAGAAAGCGCGCCUGCUAUUACUGCUGCAAGACAAAGACAAGGAGCUGGAAGAGCUCCUCCAGGAGAUACAAUGUGAGAAGGCUCAAGCAAAGACAGCAUCUGAGCUUUCAAAAUCCAUGGAGACCAUGCGUGGGCAUUUGCAGGCACAGCUUCGGUGCAAAGAGGCAGAGAACAGUCGCCUGUGCAUGCAGAUCAAGAACCUGGAGCGCAGCGGAAACCAGCACAAGGCGGAAGUGGAGGCCAUCAUGGAGCAGCUGAAGGAACUGAAGCAGAAGGGAGAGAGAGACAAGGAGUCCCUGAAGAGGGCCAUCCGAGCCCAGAAGGAACGAGCCGAGAAGAGCGAGGAGUACGCUGAGCAGCUGCACGUGCAGCUUGCUGACAAGGAUCUUUAUGUCGCUGAAGCUUUAUCCACUCUGGAAUCAUGGAGGAGCCGCUACAACCAAGUUGUGAAGGACAAGGGGGACCUCGAGCUGGAAAUUAUUGUCUUGAACGACCGGGUGACAGAUCUCGUAAACCAACAACAAACCUUGGAGGAGAAGAUGCGGGAAGACCGGGACAGCCUAGUGGAAAGACUACACCGGCAGACUGCCGAGUAUUCCGCAUUCAAGCUAGAGAACGAGAGGUUGAAGGCUAGCUUCGCCCCGAUGGAGGAGAAACUCAACCAGGCGCACAUCGAGGUUCAGCAGCUGAAGGCAUCAGUUAAGAACUACGAGGGAAUGAUUGACAACUAUAAGAGUCAGGUAAUGAAGACCAGACUGGAGGCUGAUGAAGUGGCUGCCCAGCUGGAGCGCUGUGACAAAGAGAACAAGAUCCUGAAAGAUGAGAUGAACAAAGAGAUUGAAGCGGCACGGAGGCAGUUCCAGUCCCAGCUGGCUGACCUGCAGCAGCUGCCCGAUAUUCUCAAGAUCACAGAGGCUAAGCUGGCAGAGUGCCAAGACCAGCUGCAGGGCUAUGAGAGGAAGAACAUUGACCUCACAGCCAUCAUAUCAGACCUGCGCAGCCGGAUCGAACAUCAGGGGGACAAGCUGGAGAUGGCGAGAGAGAAACAUCAGGCUUCCCAGAAGGAAAAUAAACAGCUGAGUCUGAAGGUGGAUGAACUGGAGAGGAAACUGGAGGCGACCAGUGCCCAGAAUAUCGAGUUCCUACAGGUGAUUGCCAAGAGGGAGGAGGCAAUCCACCAGUCCCAGCUGCGACUGGAGGAGAAAACACGGGAAUGUGGGACCCUCGCGAGGCAGUUGGAGAGUGCCAUUGAAGAUGCCAGGAGGCAGGUGGAACAAACCAAGGAGCAUGCAGCCUCCAAGGAGCGGGCAGCCCAGAACAAAAUCCUGGACCUUGAGACCCAGCUGAGCAGGACCAAGACCGAACUCAGCCAGCUGCGGAGGAGCCGGGACGAUGCUGACCGCCGCUACCAGAGCCGACUGCAAGACCUGAAAGACCGCCUGGAGCAGUCGGAGAGCACCAACCGCAGCAUGCAGAACUAUGUCCAGUUCCUCAAGUCAUCCUAUGCCAACGUGUUUGGGGAUGGUCCCUACACUUCCUACCUGACCAGCUCUCCCAUCCGCUCCCGGUCUCCCCCUGCCUAAGCCGCCACUCUCAGGCUAGGCACUCGGAUGGAUGCCGUGGGAACUGAGGCGUUGCUAAGCCGCACCUGGAAAGCUUGUUGGUUUUCCUCUCUCUUCCCGUGAUGAAAUAUGUUCAGGAUCUUGUCUUAGCUCCUAGCUCUAGAAAAGUGCCUAAAGCAGCAGGGGAUGAAGCAGAACCCACUUAGUUUUCUCCUCUCUGAUAGCAUCGCUUGAUGAAAGUUUUUAAUUACCCUGCCAGGCCUUAAAUCUACUACAAUUAGGGUCAGAUUUAAACUCACCGUAACUUUGCUCAUUCUUUUCCCAAGAGAAUGUUUGCACUGGACUUUCCCUCCAGUCCCCUUGUUUUCAGGAUUCUCUCUCUUGGGUUUUCCCAAGCCUGAACCAGCAGGAGCUGUUAGCCAGAGGCCCUCACCACUCCUCAGGUUCACUUGCUGUUUUCCUUAUUUCAUGGGUACGGUGUUUUCCCCAAGGUGCUCCCCUCCCAAGCCCAGUGGAAACCUCUUAUGGCCAAGUUUUCUUGAGGCCACUUGCCCUCAUGCACUUCCCAAUAGAUACUUGAGGGCUUAUGUUCAGUUGGCCUUGUAAAAGUACAAUGCCAAUCUCAUUGAUUUUUUUCUUUGCCAGGUUUGUAUCUGUGGAAUGCAUUUAUUCUUGAAAUAUGUGUUUUGUUUUAUGAAGUUGUUGCUUUUAUAAUCAAUAUUUAAGGCUCCAUUGGAUGAUUUCCUUUACCUACCCCAGCCCUCUUCUAAAAAUGAUUCAGUAAAAUGCUGCAGGAGAGCCAGUUGUUAAAGGACUUAGUGCAUGGACCAUUAGGCUCUUCAUUUCACUUUGGCCAGGUUGGCUCUUUCACCUUUGUGUGCUUUCACUUACAAUCCUGUGAAAGGACUGGAGGAGACACACUGGAAGGCACUGCUCAGUGUGUGUCGGCAGACUACUUUAGCUGUUAGGAAGAUGGGAUGUGUAUGCAUUACUAUUGUUUAGAUGUUAAUUGCUUUCUGAAUGAUAAGAUUAUGGGCUAUUUUUGUUCUCUUCAGAUUUUCCCACAUUUAAAAGAAAGAAGAACAAAUUCUUCAGAGAGAACAAAUUUGGUGUACUAUGCUAAACCCUGACCUUUCCAUUCUAGCUGAUGUUGGCCUGUGGGUGCUCCAGUCUAGUCCUCUUUCAGCCACUUUAACCCAAGUCCGGAACUCUAGAGAAUUCCCCCGUGUCUUCAAAAGCAAUGGGUCCCACCCAGGCAUCUGGAUUUCACCACCAGAAACCCCACCCUGACCCCCCCCCCCACCCCUUUUUGGAGACAUUUAUAGUUUCUAGCUUUUAAUGUUUUGUUUUGUUUUUUUAUUUUUACAUUUUAUUUCCAGCUUUUAAUUUUGCCAAGGAAGGUCCUUGAAUUUACUACUACCAGCUACCAUUGCCACAAAACCAACCCUGUUUUCACACCCUUAAUGUAAACGGACUUGAACUUUCAUAGAAUGUAUGAAAAUCUUCCUUAAAAAACACUAGACAGUUUGUCAAACUAAUGAAGACCUCCUCCGUGCAGGGUUCUGCUGUUUGUAAUGCUGGUGUGGGAAACACCUCUCUUCGGGUCCAUUGCUGGAAUUCUCCCAAAAAUAUUGUUUUUCAUUGUAAAAUAUUGUAUUACAAAAAGUCCAGAGAUUUUGUGAAAAAUGAAAAAUGUUUAUAUUGCUUCAAACUCGAGAGUUUUCCUUUCUGCCUCAAACUGAGGUCCAAUGAAAUGGACAAAAGGGUAAAAAGUUAAAGGCUCUUAGGUAAAGCUGGUGUCAGGCAAUGGUGAACUUUUCAUUUAUUGAGAUGUAAUUCACAUAAAAUUCACUCUUUUAAAGUGUAUAAUUCAGUGGUUUUUAGUAUAAUCAAAGUUGUACCACCACCUUUAUCUAAUUCUCCCACAUUUUCAUCACACCCAAAUGGAACCCAUACCCAUUAGCAGCGGCACUCCAUUCCCCUCCGCCAGACCCUGGUGACCACUAAUAAAGUCUCUUUGGCUUUGUCACUCUGGACAUUUCACAUAAAUCAUACGAUGUUGUGACUCGCUUCUUUCACUCAGCACGAUGUUUUCAAGGUUCGUGUUGUAGCAUGUAUUUGUACUUCAUUUUUAUGGCCCAAUAAUAUUCCAUUGUGUGGUUACACCGUAUUUUAUUGACUCCGGUUGAUGGACACUUGGGUUUCCAUCUUUUGGCUAUUAUAAGUACUGUUGCUACCAGUAUAAUACAAGUUUUUUGUGGACACAUUUCUUUUAGGUAUAUAUAUACUUAGUAAAAUUGCUGGAUCAGUAGUAACUCUAACCUUUUCUUUUUGGCGGUACCAGGCAGCAUGCAGGGGCCUUAAUUGCCUGAGCAGGGAUCAAACCCACGCCCCCUGCAGUGGUAGCGCGGGGUCUUUUUUUUUUUUUUUAAGAACUUUUAUUGAGA
Messenger RNA from Hippopotamus amphibius kiboko, 5334 nucleotides. RefSeq names its product outer dense fiber of sperm tails 2 (gene ODF2). Gene Ontology annotation, biological process: regulation of cilium assembly. NCBI's taxonomy places the organism in Eukaryota, Metazoa, Chordata, Mammalia, Artiodactyla, Hippopotamidae. Gene Ontology annotation, cellular component: centrosome. The transcript has 22 exons. Bases 302 to 2908 code for a protein of 868 amino acids. The record is from RefSeq and is a predicted model, not a curated record.